[Candida] anglica is the source of this 803-nucleotide messenger RNA. The record is from the annotation of a GenBank genome assembly. Lineage: Eukaryota; Fungi; Ascomycota; Pichiomycetes; Serinales; Debaryomycetaceae.
CAUAAAUACAUCCAGAACGUGAUUUGUAUACCAAUAUGUCAGCGGCCAAGAGACAAAAGCUUUCUAAGAGCAAUGCAAGCAUUGCACAGGUGCCUGUUACAGUGUAUGAUGCCCCACAUGAAUCACUCAUAAACUUCCCCUCGUCGAUCGUGAAUGGAGUCACCAAAGAAAAUGGUUUGGUAUCACUUACACUCAAGUCCGUAACAUGUGCGAAGCUUGUAGAGGACCACACAUGGAUGCACGGUGCGUUGUUCAACUCACCCGAGAAUCCUGUUAGAAUAACCGAUAAACCCAUAGACCCUGCUAGUAUGUUGGCUAGUUUGAAAGAAGAAGUUUCUCAACUCAAGGAGAAGAAAUAUAACACCACCGAUGUUUCUGAUACUAUAGACCAAUGGUCCAAGAGAUUAGACCAGUCAAUACUGAAUACUCAAGGGUUGGAACUGCUCAAAAAUGAUUUUCUUAACUCUCAUGAGAAGGAAAAUCCAAACACUUAUUUGUCAUUUUCAAACGCACAAUAUACAACCGUACCCAAGAACAAGGGAAUAACAUUUCCUAUUACUGUGGAAUCUAUCGAAGAUGUCAAGCAAAGUACAGAUAAAGAUAUAAAGGAGAGUGUGGAUGAAGAUAUAAAGGAGAGUGUGAAUGAAGAUGUAAAGGAAGUCGUCCAAGAAACAGUGGAAAACAAAGAAAUUCCUGCUAACGAUGCGGCAGCUUAAGUAGAUGUAUAUUAAUAAAAGACAAAGAACUAUCCACUAACCACUAUUUGAUUUAUCCUUCUUUUAGUAACCUAUAUUGAAAAUAUA